AUCCACCAUGGGACUUUCAGAGCACGCCGUAAAGAAAAUGACGGUUAAGCAGCUGCACGAUGAGCUUGCAAAGCGCGACCUCGACAAGAAGGGAGCCAAGGCAGCUCUACAAGCGCGACUACUCAAACACUUGCAGUCUUCUGCCAGCGACACGCCCGUGGUGCCGCCGCCCGCUAAGGACGACGACACACAAACUGCUGCUAUUGCUGAGGUCGCCACCAUUUCCGACUCCACAGCCAACCCCCCCAAAGCGAAGCAACCCAAUUCUUCUCAUGACUCGGCAGAUAUUGCGUCGUCGAACACGGAUGAACCAGUUGAUACCGCCAACACCUCCACGACCCCGACGGUUUCUUCUUCAUCUCCCGAUCCGUCCAUCGAACAUGCCGAGUCCAAGGCGGACUCUACCGCCAUCGAUGCCGACAAGCCCCUCGAUGGCAAACGCCACCUUAGUCCUCCUCUCCACUCGUCCCCACGCGCCGCGAAAAAGCCAAAGCUCGAUGCGACCGAUAGCAUUCCCGAGUCCAAGGUUUCCCCCACACCCACCAUCCGCAUCGACAAUUUUAUCCGACCGUUUACACUCAACGCGGUCAAGGCCUUUGUGCAAGUCGACGCCUCGUUUGUCGACGACGGGUUUUGGAUGGAUGCGAUCAAAACGCACUGCUACGUCACGUACGCCACGACCGACGCGGCCAUCGACGCGCGCAGUCGCAUUUACGGCACCACGUGGCCUGAACUCAGCGGUCGCCAGCUCACCGUCGACUUUUCAACCGACACGGCCGCUGACAUUGCAGCCCAGCAAAAAGCCGCGACGACGGCGGCGGCCACCCCCGUGCCGACGGCAUCCGGUCGAAGCAACCGGCGGGAGGCGGCCGAUUCCUCCAAGGCAAAGGACACCACCAAGGUCCUCACCAAGCCACCCGUGACCGCGGACGACCUGUUUUGCAAAACCAAGGCGGUGCCGUCCUUGUUCUACCUGCCCGUGUCCGACGACCUCGUCGCCCGCCGCCGCGCCAACGUCGAGCGCAAAAAGCUCGGCCUCAUACGCCCCCGCCCCGGACGCAGCUCGCGCCGCUACCGCCACCGCCGCCGCGGCGGCAAUCGGUCGUCGGGCGGGGGGGGUCCUCUAGUCCAAGCCUAAGCCAUGUCCCUACUCUCUAACUGCUGGUACCCAAAUACCCCCAACCACCAAACCACCAAAUCGAUGGAAAGAGAGCCCGCCGCCACAUAAACACACACACAUGUUGUAGUUUGUAUACAUAUACAUAUAUAUAUAUAUAUUGUUUGUGAUAAAUA
Molecule: messenger RNA, 1293 nt
Organism: Aphanomyces astaci
Lineage: Eukaryota; Oomycota; Saprolegniomycetes; Saprolegniales; Verrucalvaceae
Exons: 10
Coding region: 8-1138 (376 amino acids)
Source: RefSeq, a predicted model, not a curated record